Molecule: messenger RNA, 435 nt
Organism: Prunus armeniaca (apricot)
Lineage: Eukaryota; Viridiplantae; Streptophyta; Magnoliopsida; Rosales; Rosaceae
Source: the annotation of a GenBank genome assembly
AUGGCUAAGAAUCCGACGAUCAAGAUGAUUGAUGCACAUCAGCUGUCGUGCACCUGCGCAGCACCAUUCCCCACAAAGCAAAACCCUCACAAAGCCCUCGCCAGUGAAGCCACACACUCUUCGGCAACAAUAACUCAGAAAAUGGCUUGGCGCUCAGCUGGUUCGUUGUCUCGGUCUUUGGUGUCUACCGCUAGGGUUUCGUCGCUCCGUUCGGCGCUACCUCUCCGUCGUCUCCGUCCGCCGACUGUCUCCACUCCUCGUCGCCUCUCAUUCGCUUCUCCCAGGAACUUGGGAGAACUGGGCUGCAUACAAUCGCUUUUGCCAAUGCACAGUGUGACGGCUGCAACUUGCCUCACAUCUCACCUGGCUGUCAAUGCGCGUGGUUGUUGCGAGUUGUCACACGGUACCUUCUGCCGUACUUGUCAGGAUCGCUAG